GGAGCUAACACCAGCAGCAACCUUAGUUCCUUUUUCUCUUUCACUUCCUCGUCCCUUGCGGCUAAGGCAGAGCCACCCUCUGCCUUAGACCCAAUAAACUAAAAAAAGAAAAGAAAAAAAAGAAAAGAAAAGCCCCAAUGGCGUUUCAGGACUUCGACGUCAUCUCCGAGCGCCGCAAAAACCAGGCCAAACUAAAGAUGAGGAAGAAGAUCCUCAUUAGUGUUGUCUCCGCCGUGCUCCUGGCAUGCGUCAUCGGCGCCGCCGCGUUUGUGGUGGUCCAAAGAACAGGCGCGAACACCAAGGACGGCGUUGCCAUGAAACCAACCGGCACCCCACACGUGGACCAAAACUCGAGGCUUGUCGGAAUGAUUUGCGGCUCCGCUGAGUACAAGGACAAAUGCGAAAACACGCUCAACGAGGCCUUGAAGAAGGACCCACAACUGGCGCAGCCAAAGGACCUUCUUCUGGUUACCAUGGUUGUUGCGGAGAACGAGGUUAACAAAGCCUUCAACGAAACCUCCAAGAUGAAGUUCGCGUCCGAGGAGGAAAAGGGCGCGUAUGAAGAUUGUAAGCAGUUGUUCGAAGAUGCCAAGGAAGAGCUUGGAUUUUCCAUCAACCAAGUCGGUGAAAUCGACUCUGAUAAGCUUUCAUCCAAGGCCCCUGACCUAAACAACUGGCUCAGUGCUGUCAUGUCGUACCAACAAACCUGCAUCGAUGGGUUCCCCGAAGGGAACUUGAAGAACGAGUUCAGGAACGCGUUUAACGAGUCGAGGGAGCUUGUGAGUAACGCUCUUGCCGUGGUGUCGCAGGUUUCUUCGUUCUUUUCGAUAUUCAAAGGUGCUGGGAACUUUCACCUUCCGUGGGAGAGUGAUAACAAUGAUGGUGCUUCUGCUUCUGCUUCUGCUCCUACUUCAGGGCCUGUUGCUGCUCAGCCCCGUGGUGUUGGAAUUGGUGGUGUUUUUGCUCCUGCUCCUCGUGCUGCUUCUGGUUCUGCUGCUCCUGGCUCGGCUCCAACCCCGGUUCCUGAUUGGGAUGGCCCAAUUCCUACAUGGGCCGUGCCCGUUCCUGCUUGGUCCGGCCCUACUGAGAUCGUUGGAACCAAUGAGAAACUCGUGCCUAAUGUUACAGUCGCACAAGAUGGCAGCGGAAACUUCAAAACCGUUUCUGAGGCUUUGGCUGCAAUCCCAAAAACAUACACUGGCAGGUACGUGGUUUAUGUUAAAGCCGGAGUAUACGAUGAGACAGUGACAGUGACAAAGCAAAUGACGAACCUAACCAUGUUUGGUGAUGGAAUGGACAAGAGUAUCAUCACUGGCAACAAGAAUUACGUGGACGGAGUCAGAACCUUCCAAACUGCAUCAUUUGUUGUACUUGGAGAUGGAUUCUUGGGCAAAGACAUGGGAUUCCAAAACACCGCAGGAGCAGCGAAGCACCAAGCAGUGGCAGCGAGAGUGCAAGCCGACCAAGCAGUGUUCUUCAACUGUCUCUUCGACGGUUACCAAGACACACUCUACGCCCAAACCCACAGGCAAUUCUACCGCGACUGCGUGAUCACGGGCACCAUCGACUUCAUCUUCGGCGACGCCUCAGCAGUGUUCCAAAACUGCACCAUGGUGGUGCGAAAGCCCCUGGAAACCCAGCAGAACAUCGUGACCGCACAAGGCAGAAUCGACAAGCAAGAGGACACUGGCUUCGUUCUCCAGAAGUGCGUCAUCAAAGCCUCCGAUGACUUGCCUCCCGAAACCAAGAACUACCUCGGAAGGCCAUGGAAGGAGUUCUCCCGAACCAUCAUCAUGGAGACCGAGAUCAACAGUUUGAUUCAUCCCGAUGGGUGGCUACCUUGGGAAGGUGACUUUGCCCUAAACACACUCUACUAUGGUGAGUACAACAACAAUGGAGCCGGCGCCAACACCAAUGCUAGGGUUCGUUGGUCUACCCUCCAUAACAUUAACAAGGAUGAGGCUACGACUUACACCGUUGAGGCUUUCUUGCAAGGGACGUGGAUCAACGGCACAGGCGUACCAGCUCAACUAGGCUUGUACAAUUAAAUCCUCUCUUAUCGUUAAUUCUAAAUGUACAUGUAUCCACCAGUUGAGCUAAAUGCUUGAGCUGAUUCAAUUUAUAUUUUUUCUAAAUUUUGUCUCAGUAAAGUUUGUCCAUGAUUUAAAAUA
This is a messenger RNA of Cajanus cajan (pigeon pea), 2171 nucleotides long. RefSeq names its product putative pectinesterase/pectinesterase inhibitor 45. The record is from RefSeq and is a predicted model, not a curated record. Gene Ontology annotation, biological process: cell wall modification. Gene Ontology annotation, molecular function: pectinesterase activity; enzyme inhibitor activity. Lineage: Eukaryota; Viridiplantae; Streptophyta; Magnoliopsida; Fabales; Fabaceae.